Mycotypha africana is the source of this 1683-nucleotide messenger RNA. Its product is annotated as glutathione synthase. The transcript has 5 exons. NCBI's taxonomy places the organism in Eukaryota, Fungi, Mucoromycota, Mucoromycetes, Mucorales, Mycotyphaceae. Bases 32 to 1501 code for a protein of 489 amino acids. Gene Ontology annotation, cellular component: cytosol. Gene Ontology annotation, molecular function: glutathione synthase activity; glutathione binding; ATP binding. The record is from RefSeq and is a predicted model, not a curated record. Gene Ontology annotation, biological process: glutathione biosynthetic process.
UUUUUUUUUUGUUUCACGGUUUCUUUAAAACAUGGACAAAGACGUACCUUACCCACCCAAACUACCCGCUGAGGAAUUAGAAGUAUUAGUCAACACAGCCAUAGACUAUGCUCUUUCUCAUGGUUUGAUUGUACGACCCGCUCCUGAUAAAACGUCCAUGAGAAAGAAGAAUGCGUCAGUUGUUCAUGCUCCCUUUGCACUUUAUCCGACCCGCUUUCCUCGCCAUGAAUACGAGAAAGCUAUCAAAUUGCAAAAGCCAUGGAAUACACUCGUCCAUCGUAUGAGUCAAGAUCAUGAUCUUAUUACUGAAACCAUGCAAACUUUAUCUACUUUAGAUCCAUUUGUGAACGGCUUGUAUCAAAUUUAUUUAAAAGUGAGAGAAGAGGGUAUUGCUCAGACAGCAAGUUUAGGCAUUCAUCGCAACGACUAUUUAUUACAUGCUAACCCUGGUGCAGAUGCUAAGACAGCUGUUAUUAAACAAGUAGAAUUCAAUACAGUAUCUGCCAGUUUCUGUAGUUUGAGUCAGAAGGUUACCGAUUUACACAGAUCACUAGCCACAUCUAUCAAAAAUUACGGAGGAACGAAACCCAUGGACUUGGAACGAUUGCCUGAGAACAAGUCCAUAAAAACAUAUGUCGAAGGUUUAGCCGCUGCUUGGAAACAUUAUGGAAAGAAUGAUGCUGUUGUUGUUAUGAUUACUCAACCAAAUGAACGUAACGUUUUUGAUCAACGUUGGAUUGAGUAUCAAUUGUUUGAAAGUUAUGGUAUACCAUUGAUACGAUACUCAUUCGAGGACAUAGCAAAUAAAGCCACCUUGGAUCCUAAUAGUAAAGCAUUACUGAUUGAUGGAAAGGAAGUGGCAGUAACAUAUUUCCGUGCUGGUUACGGACCCGAAGAUUAUCCUGAUCAAAAGGCUUGGGAUGCUCGAUUGCUCAUUGAACGCUCCUUGUCCAUCAAAUGCCCUACUGUUGCUUAUCAACUAAUUGGAUCAAAGAAGGUGCAGCAAGUUUUAUCUGAAGCAAAUCGUUUAGAGCGCUAUAUCAGCGAGGAUGACUCUGAUUUAGCAGAUGAGAUUCGCUCAACUUUUGCAGGACUAUAUCCCUUAGAUCAAACUCCUGAAGGUCUCCGAGCAUAUGAAUUGGCCUUGGCAGACCCUGAAGGUUAUGUGAUGAAACCGCAACGAGAAGGAGGUGGGCAUAAUGUCUAUGGUCAAGAUAUUUUAGAUACCCUCCAGAAAUUGACUGCUGAAGAAAGAAGCGCCUAUAUUCUAAUGGAUAUUAUCCGAUCUCCACCAUUGAAUAAUAUUAUGAUCAGGGAGGGCGAGACAAUCCAUGGUGAUGUUGUGAGUGAAUUAGGUGUCUAUGGGGCUUAUCUUGCAGAUGGGGAUGAAGAAAUUCUAAAUCAUACUGGUGGACACCUUUUACGUACAAAAGCAACGACUACGCGUGAAGGAGGUGUUGCAGCUGGUUUCGCUGUCAUUGAUAGUCCUAUUUUGGAAUAGAAUUUUUACUAUAAGUUUCAUGCUCUCUGUUUUAGUACAUGUGUAUAGUUUUCAUUAAAGGAGAAUAUGUGCCUAUGUCUUCAAUUUGUGUUACGGUCAAUUUGUGGAUUUGUUUAUGACAGAGGUGGCAGCUUUCAGUCACGCGUUUUGGUAUACAAUACAAACAAAUAUUUUCUUUUCAU